Molecule: messenger RNA, 4090 nt
Organism: Crotalus tigris (Tiger rattlesnake)
Lineage: Eukaryota; Metazoa; Chordata; Lepidosauria; Squamata; Viperidae
Gene: PLS3
Product: plastin 3
Exons: 16
Coding region: 655-2541 (628 amino acids)
Biological process (GO): actin filament bundle assembly; actin filament network formation
Cellular component (GO): cytoplasm; actin filament bundle; actin filament
Molecular function (GO): calcium ion binding; actin filament binding
Source: RefSeq, a predicted model, not a curated record
ACUAGUGCUAGUAGCAGUUCUAAGAGUAGUGGGGGUAACUUCUGACAUUGGCAGGAUGUGAGAGAAAUGUACUGAGUCUUCCCUAUUUUUCGGACUCAGGGUGUUGCCUCCCUCUCUGCAGAACUCUUUUCCUCUUCUUUCCCUGGUUGAAAAUCAAAGAAUAAUCAUUUGGGCAUUGUGACAUCUAUGCUCAUCAAAGCCUUAAGAGCUCCUGACUAAUGUGUGGCUGGACCGCAACCCAGCAGCCCCCCAAACUCUGGGCUGGAGGCAACGGAGUCCUGCAGCGCCCAAGAGAACUUCUUGCUCUGGGGGUUGUUGAGUGCGGAUCUGCAGAGACCGGGAACGAGAGCAAUGGGGACGUGCCUGGUCUUGCAGGGCAGAGCGAAGCCUUCAGUCAGCCAAUGCUUUGCUGUUGUGCUGGAGUCUGACGAGGCGAACGCAGCCUCUUCCGUGAUAAAAGGACGGAGGCAUGUUGCGCUCACCCUGCCUUGCAAGGAGCAGAAUAGCUGCCUGAUUCCCCAAAAGCUGAGCAGGGUCAGCCCUGAUGACUGUUUAAAGCAGGGGUCUUCAACCCCGGCCCGUGGCCCACUACUGGGCCAUGAGCUGUUUGGAAUCGGGCCGUGGAAGUGGUAGGUGUAGUGUUAAUGCACAAAAAUGGCCAACGUCACACAGAUAUCCAAAGAUGAGCUAGAGGAACUCAGGGAGGCUUUUUCCAAAGUUGAUCUCAACAGCAACGGAUUCAUCUGUGACUAUGAGCUGCACGAACUCUUCAAGGAAGCCAACCUUCCCCUCCCGGGAUACAAAGUCCGAGAGAUCAUUCAGAAACUCAUGAUCGACGGAGACAAGAACAAAGACGGAAAGAUCAGCUUCGAAGAAUUUGUUUACCUCUUCCAAGAAGUGAAAAGCAGUGACGUUGCCAAGACCUUCCGCAAGGCCAUCAAUCGGAAGGAAGGCAUCUGCGCCAUCGGGGGCACCUCCGAGCUGUCCAGCGAAGGCACCCAACACUCGUACUCAGAGGAAGAGAAAUACGCCUUUGUGAACUGGAUCAACAAAGCUUUGGAAAACGACCUGGACUGCAAGCAUGUCAUCCCCAUGAAUCCAAACACGGACGAUCUCUUCAAAGCCGUUGGGGACGGGAUCGUCUUGUGUAAAAUGGUCAACCUCUCUGUUCCUGACACCAUUGAUGAACGAGCCAUCAACAAGAAGAAGCUUACCCCAUUCAUAAUUCAGGAAAACCUGAACUUGGCUUUGAAUUCUGCUUCCGCCAUUGGGUGCCACGUGGUCAACAUUGGGGCAGAGGAUUUAAGGGAAGGGAAGCCCCAUCUGGUUCUUGGCCUGCUCUGGCAGAUUAUCAAGAUUGGCUUGUUUGCAGAUAUUGAACUCAGCAAAAAUGAAGCUCUGGCUGCCUUGUUGUGUGAUGGAGAGACUUUGGAGGACCUGAUGAAGUUGUCCCCAGAAGAGCUUCUCCUGCGAUGGGCCAACUACCACCUGGAGAACGCCGGGUGGCACAAGAUCAACAACUUCAGCUCCGAGAUAAAGGACUCCAGAGCCUACUUCCAUCUCCUCAACCAGAUUUCCCCCAAAGGACAGAAGGAAGGAGAGCCAGAGAUCAACAUCAACAUGUCAGGCUUCAAUGAGAAAGAUGACCUCAAGAGGGCCGAGUGCAUGCUCCAGCAAGCGGAUAGGCUGGGCUGUCGGCAGUUUGUUACCCCAGCAGAUGUUGUGAGUGGCAACCCAAAGCUGAAUUUGGCUUUCGUGGCCAACUUGUUCAACAAGUACCCAGCCCUCACCAAGCCUGAAAACCAAGACAUUGACUGGACGCUGCUGGAAGGUGAAACCCGUGAAGAACGGACGUUCCGCAACUGGAUGAAUUCUCUUGGCGUAAACCCUCAUGUCAAUCAUCUCUACGCUGACCUGCAAGACGCCCUGGUGAUUUUACAGCUCUAUGAGAAGAUCAAAGUUCCUGUCGACUGGAACAAAGUCAACAGACCUCCAUACCCAAAACUUGGGGCAAACAUGAAGAAGCUGGAAAACUGCAACUAUGCAGUCGAUCUAGGAAAGAAUCGAGCCAAGUUUUCAUUGGUCGGCAUUGGCGGGCAGGAUCUCAACGACGGGAACUCGACCCUCACCCUGGCUGUAAUCUGGCAGCUGAUGAGAAGAUACACUCUGAAUGUUCUGGAGAACCUCGUAGAUGGUCAGAAAGCAAAUGAUGACAUUAUUGUAAAUUGGGUGAACACGACCUUGAAAGACGCUGGGAAAUCAAGUUCUAUCCAGAGCUUUAAGGACAAAAGUAUCAGCAGCAGCCUGGCCGUGGUGGAUUUAAUUGAUGCUAUUCAGCCUGGCUGCAUAAAUUACGACCUGGUGAAGACAGGCGACCUCUCCGAGGAAGACAAGCACAGCAAUGCCAAGUACGCUGUCUCCAUGGCCAGGAGGAUCGGCGCCCGCGUCUAUGCCCUGCCAGAGGAUGUGGUGGAGGUGAAGCCCAAGAUGGUGAUGACCGUGUUUGCCUGCCUGAUGGGCCGAGGGCUAAAGCGUGUUUAAAGAGCAAAGACCCCCAGCCUGGCCUCCUCCCCACCCCCAGCGCAGAAGUGCUCUGCUCCGCUUCCAGAAAGGUGGACUCUCUUUGGCUGAAGGACUCUCUGUUGGGCUUGGCAACCCAGACCCGGAGAGGCCUCGGAGAGGGGAUGGGGAUCAGUCCAGCCCCCUCCCUCCCUCCCUCCCUCCCUUCUUCCCUCCCCCAGGAAUUUCAAGGUUGCAUCUCCUCAAGUGCCCAAGGGAACAACAAUCCGCACUCAUGCCGGUGGCCGGCACACCGACCGAAGCUUCCUUUCCUCGUCCGGAGGGGCAGUUUUUGGGAGAGUUGCCAGUCAGGGGAUUGGCCUUAAGGCUCCGUCUGGCUCUCCUGUCUUGAAAGGAUAAAGGAAAGGAAAGAAAGUUUCCUUUUAAAAAAAAUUGAAGUUUCUAGAGGUUCAAGGGUUUGAGAUGAGCUUGAGUUUUUUUUUUUUUUAAUCUAACCUGCUGUUCAGUCAUGGGUGCAAAUGCAGCAACAUUUUUAAGCCACACCUUAAAAGGAAACAAAACAAAAACCACUUAGUAGAAAUCAUACAAGAUAGGCAAGAUGGCAUAAAGGCUCUUAUUUUAAAUAACUUAUCCUGCCGUUGGAAGCUAAUUUGGCACACUCCGUUCUUCACGAUUUGGUCACAGAGAGGGAGCCGUGCCACUGGAAGUUUUAGGCAACACCCCAACUGUCUCUCACUUUCAGUCCUCCUCCCAAAGGACUAGAAACUUGGUUUGGUUCUGAUUUCAGUGUGAGUUUCCCCUUUUGGGAAGCGGCAUUUGGUGCCCAGCUGCCCCUUGUGGUGUUCCUGUGGAGCAGUGGCACAGGGGCUGCUCUGCACCCGGUCAGGUUCAAGUUAGGUGCAGUUCGAACGGCCGGUGAAAGGGUACUUGCCAAGCUCAGUCUUCCUGCAGCCUUCUGAAGCCACGGUGCUGCUCUUAUUUGCCUUUACAGCACAACAGUGUUGUUGCUUCCCUUUUCCGACAAAAGCACAACAGGUUUUCCUUUGUGCGAGUUUUUUAUUUUCACAUUACUCAUUUUUAUGCAAGGUACCAUCUUCAAAGGUUACCGCCUUGCCUCAGCUUAACUGAACCCAGAGAACCGAAUUGAUGCAAUUUUUAUGUGUUGCCUUGGUUUGUUUUAUAUUUUGCCUGGACAUAUUUUUUUAAGUUUUGUUUUUCCAAAAACUGCAUGUAAACCAUUUUUUAAAAAAGAAAAAAAAAAUAAGAUAUUUAAGUUGACAUGAGCUGUUUGUUACAAACUGUGUGAGAAGGGUGCCACAGGUGAGACCAGGCCCAUUCUGCAAGAGGCAGGGACUAGUAACUUGAAGAGCAGAAUGUGCCAAGAUUAAAGAAACUAUUUUUAUAAAUAAAAUGUUAUCACCAAAGAAAAGACUUUUAUCCAUAGGAGCAAGUAUAUUCUGGCUUUAGCAAGCUGUUAGCUACCCCUGAGAUCAUCUUGUUAUAUAUUCACAGCCUUGGAUUAUGGUGACAAAGCAGCUAAUGAUGAAAUAAAAAUGGUUCAUAAACCUGU